UCCCUAGCUGUUGUUUUUAUCACAGUGGCAUAAGGGAGCAUUUAACAAGUAGUAUUAUGGAACGUCCAGAAGUUACGUUUACGUUAGCUUAUUUGGUUUUUGUAGUAUGCUUCGUUCUCACCCCCAGCGAAUUUCAUUCGGCAGGGAUCACAGUACAGAAUCUUUUGUCGGAAUGGUUGGGCAGCGAAGACGUGGACUUUGUGCACUUUCACCUCAAGAGAACAACUGCUACUCUUUGGGUCCAUUCACUGCUUCCGCUUGGAUAUUAUAUUGGAAUGUGUUUUGCUGCACCAGAAAAGCAGCUGCAUUAUAUUCAUCAGGUUACUGAAGGCUGGACGUUAUACUUUCUGCUUGCAAUUGCAAUUCCUACACUUACUGGUAUUCUUGGUUAUUACUGGUCAAGGAAUAACUGGGGAAAUCAUCCGUUAGCAAGAACUCUUGCUUAUCAUGCUCUUCCACAGUCUGACUGGAGAGCAGUCGCUUCUUCUAUUAACACUGAGUUCCGAAGAAUUGAUAAAUUUGCAACUGGUGCACCAGGAGCCAGGGUGAUUGUUACAGAUACUUGGGUUAUGAAGGCCACCACCUAUCAUGUGUACAUAGCACAACAGCAGGACAUUCACCUGACAGUAACAGACUCCAAGCAACAUGAACUUUCACCGGAUACCAACACACCAGUACAGUUCCUUACUAUUCAAGUGGCCAGUAUUAACCCUCAUGUAAAGCCUUUUGAUAUCAGAUUGAAUUCUACAGAAUAUGGGGAGUUACGUGAAAAGCUCCAUGCACCUAUCCGAAAUGCUGCAAAUGUUGUGAUCCAUCAAACACUCAGUGACAUGUUUUUGGAGACAUUUAAAUCACAGGUUGAAAUGAACCAAAGAUAUUUACUACCUAGCAAUCAGGAUCUGGAGCCUUGCAUAGGCUGCAUGCAGAUUUCCUCUAAUAUCAAACUGGUGAAGCUGUGCCAAGAUCCCGGUGAAGGAGAGUGCCAACAAUGCUACUGUCGUCCUAUGUGGUGCCUGACAUGCAUGGGAAAAUGGUUUGCCAGUCGACAAGACCAGCAGCACCCAGAGACAUGGUUAUCAAGUCAAGUGCCAUGCCCCACUUGCCGAGCUAAAUUCUGCAUUUUGGAUGUUUGUAUAGUGCAUUGAAACUACUUUGAUUUCUUUUUUUAUAUCUAGAUCCAGAAAAUGUAUAUGCAUCUCUUUUUUCAGAAUAUUAUGAGAAGUAUAGAAAUUGCCUCUGCAAAGUAAUCUGCUUCAGAUUUUUUUAAUUCAGUUAUAACUUGCAGUGUGCUGCUUGGGGAUUUGCCUCAUUAUUUUUUUUACCAUGUCAUGACCUUUUUGGAGCCCUUUCUUAAGUCUGUGGUACUUAACAUUAUCUUUUUUAGGUGAAACGAAAUCUAAAUUAAUUUAAAUUUUAAUACAAAUGGUUGUAUAUAUACCCAUAUGCAUACAGCUAUGCCUACUGUACUGGUGAAAAUCUUUUUGUGAAAAGGAGAACAAUUAAAAUAUUUUAAUCCA
Protopterus annectens (West African lungfish) is the source of this 1517-nucleotide messenger RNA. It is a transcript of the gene TMEM129, whose product is annotated as transmembrane protein 129, E3 ubiquitin ligase. Gene Ontology annotation, cellular component: endoplasmic reticulum; membrane. NCBI's taxonomy places the organism in Eukaryota, Metazoa, Chordata, Ceratodontiformes, Protopteridae. Bases 57 to 1145 code for a protein of 362 amino acids. Gene Ontology annotation, biological process: protein ubiquitination. The record is from RefSeq and is a predicted model, not a curated record. The transcript is spliced from 4 exons. Gene Ontology annotation, molecular function: ubiquitin protein ligase activity.